Molecule: messenger RNA, 420 nt
Organism: Torulaspora globosa
Lineage: Eukaryota; Fungi; Ascomycota; Saccharomycetes; Saccharomycetales; Saccharomycetaceae
Gene: IES6
Product: Ies6p
Exons: 1
Coding region: 1-420 (139 amino acids)
Biological process (GO): chromatin remodeling
Cellular component (GO): Ino80 complex
Source: RefSeq, a predicted model, not a curated record
AUGAGUAAUGGCGGUGGCAACGACAGAUUGGAGUUUUUGAGAAGGGUUGCAGGGGAAAAUGUCAUACCUGUGCCUUCGAGGUUCAAAAAGCAUGGGUAUCGGAAGCCGUCGCGGCGACACAAGUCGGCAAGGCAGCUGAUUGCGGACGAGUCGAAGAGGAUUUCGUUGCUGUUGCAGGAGGAAGGCGGCGGUGUCAAGAGGGUGCCGAAGGUUACGUAUUUUAACGUGAACGGGCCGCCGUCGAUGCGGCCGACAAAGAAGUACUGCGAUAUCACGGGACUGGCGGGUCUGUACAGGUCUCCCGUCAACAACUUGCGGUACCACAACGCGGAGAUCUACCAGCUGGUGGUCAAGCCUAUGGCGCCGGGCGUGGAUCAGGAGUAUUUAAAGCUUAGAGGAGAUCACUUUGUACUAAAAUGA